This is a messenger RNA of Caenorhabditis remanei, 438 nucleotides long. RefSeq lists its product as uncharacterized. The record is from RefSeq and is a predicted model, not a curated record. The transcript has 4 exons. NCBI's taxonomy places the organism in Eukaryota, Metazoa, Nematoda, Chromadorea, Rhabditida, Rhabditidae. The coding region runs from base 1 to 438 and encodes 145 amino acids.
AUGGUACGGAUCCGUCAUAUCAUGGAGAUGCGUCGAGCAUGCAAGGCUCCGCCCCUUCUACCGCCGAAACUGAGGAAAGAAGGCUCUGAGAGCACUGAUCGUCGUGGUCCGAAAGAUGUGAUGGAUUUGACAUUCCGAGUGAAUACACUGGCUCCCGAGAGAUAUCCAUCCAGUAGUUUCUAUCUUCAUCUCUACGAAAGUCAGGAUUCUUCAGAAGGACCCUGGAAUUUGAUGACUCGGUUCGAUUUGGAAAUCCGUUCGAUGGGAGCUGACAAUGUGGAUUCUUGCAAUUGCAGUUGUACAGUGCUUCUAUCGGUAUUUGAUGACAGAGAAUCAGAAGAGAUUCUUCGAAUAUGCAGCUAUCCAUCUGAACGUUCGUCUUGUCCAUAUCCCACUCACGUUCAUGCUCGGAUUCUUCGUGACAAUUGUGGUGGAUAG